Molecule: messenger RNA, 1287 nt
Organism: Juglans microcarpa x Juglans regia
Lineage: Eukaryota; Viridiplantae; Streptophyta; Magnoliopsida; Fagales; Juglandaceae
Product: eugenol synthase 2-like
Exons: 5
Coding region: 121-1047 (308 amino acids)
Molecular function (GO): oxidoreductase activity
Source: RefSeq, a predicted model, not a curated record
UAUCUCCAACAUAUUUAAGGAACUCCUGUGUUGGUUUUCAUGACUAACGCAAGAUAAGUGGCAAGACUCUGAUUUGAUCAUAAACACUCUCCUCGCCCAUUUCAUUUGAAAUUCCUCGGAAUGGCUCAGAAAAGCAAGAUUUUGAUAAUCGGAGCCACCGGAUACAUCGGAAAAUUCCUAGUGGAGGCAAGCGUGAAAGAUGGACGCUCAACUUUUGCAUUGGUCAGAGAAAGCACAGCUUCGAGUCCUGACAAGUCCGAACUCAUUGAGAGCUUCAAGAGCUCUGGAGUUACAGUUCUCUAUGGAGACAUCUAUAAUCAUGAGAGCUUGGUGAAGGCAAUCAAGCAAGUUGAUGCAGUGAUCUCUGCAGUUGGGUUUCAACAACUGGGUGAUCAGGUGAAGAUUAUUGCUGCCAUCAAAGAAGCUGGAAAUAUCAAGAGAUUCCUCCCAUCAGAAUUUGGAAUGGAUGUGGAUCGUUUCAAUGCAGUGGAGCCAGCUGCAAGCCUUUUUGCUCUUAAGGCUAGCAUCCGGAGAUCAAUCGAGGAAGCAGGAAUUCCAUAUACCUACAUCGUGUCCAAUUGCUUUGCUGAGUACUUCUUGAGAAACUUUGGACAGUCAGGUGCCACAGUUCCUCCAAGAGACAAAGUAGUAGUACUUGGCGAUGGAAAUAUCAAAGUAAUUUUUAACAAGGAAGGAGAUAUUGCCACUUAUACGAUAAAAGCAGUUGAUGAUCCAAAAACGUUGAACAAGAUCCUUUAUAUGAGACCCCCUGCUAACAUUUUGUCCUUCAAUGAGAUUCUCUCCCUGUGGGAGAAGAAGAUCAGCAAGACCCUGGAGAAGAUUUAUAUUCUAGAAGACCAACUUCUUGAGAAUAUCCGGGAAUCUCCAGCCCCCUCAAACAUCAUUUUAUCCAUCUUAUACUCUGUGUUUGUGAAGGGAGAUUGUACAAAUUAUGAGAUUGAGGCUUCUUUCGGAGUGGAGGCUUCUGAGAUUUAUCCAGAGGUGAAAUACACAACUGUGGAGGAAUACCUCGAUCAGCUUGUCUAAAAUUUGCAAUAUGUUCUGUUUGCUGUGUACAAUAAAUAUAGGAACUUAUGAAGUCUCCAUGGUCUGUCUACUGUGGCACUUGCUACCUUUCAUUUGUGCCCUUGUUUAUAUUUGUCAUAAAAACCCUUGUACUGGAACCUUUGUACUGUUGUUUCAAUCUUAAAAUAGUAUUUGUGUUGUGGUACAAUAAUGGAAAUGAUAUAUUAAAAAAAAAAAAAAAAAAAAAAACCUUAUUCUGAA